GAGUUGACCGAGAAGAAAUGGCUCCAACAAAGACGCAAAUUGCUGUGGCGUGGUCCAAAAUCCAAACUGUAUAUAUACAGGUAAAACCGUGUUAAGGGGUGUGAUAGUAUCGGUGUCGCUCACUGGAGGUCCCAGCAAUUGGCCAUGGUUCCACCUCCCCCACGCCUUCUCCUUCUGCUACACCUGGCCCUCGUCGCCAUGCACUGCUCCGGUCUUGAAAACCGGUAUAGUUCUAGGAACUAUCGACGAAAAAGGAAUGAAUGGCUUGGCGCACGUGUUGCUUACGACGACGUCCAGGAUGGCGGAGGCGAGACCACCCUGCGGCCAUCGGUGAUCUCGUGCUCAACGGCCGGCAACUACACCGACGGCAGCCAGUACCACGUGAACCUCUACAACCUCCUGUCGGCCAUCCCCAGGGCCGCUGCCAAGAACGGCGGCUUCUUCAACGGCACCUUCGGUGAGGGCGGCGACAAGGUCUUCGGCCUCAUCAUGUGCUAUGCCGGCAAAUACGACCACGACUUUAACACCGAGUGCCUGGACUGCCUCAACCGCGCACCCGAGGGGACCAUGCAGUUGUGCCAGCACAGCCGGAAAGUUCGCGCCCUCUACAACGCCUGCACUGUCCGGUACUCCGACGAGCCCUUCUUCUCCGUUGCAGACAUCACCAUAGCAUACCACGUGAAACGAACCCCUGACCAAUCUGGGAAUAUUCGAACCGUACUAGCUGGGCAAGUAGUCGACAUUGUCGGCAUGAGACGAACGAGGUUAGAGCUGAUUCGUGGGCUCACGCCAAGGGCCGCCCAAGCGACCGAGCGGACCGCCGGAGGCACAACACAGUUCAUUGACGGACAACAGAUGCAGGCGGACGUACAGUGCACAAGGGACCUGCCGGCGAGCGAGUGCAUGCGUUGCCUCUCCUACUACACCGAUCAGCUGCCACGAUUGUUUCCGAACAACAGCCGUGGCGUCAUCAAGGGUUACAGCUGCUACCUGAGUUACAUCAUCGUCGUCGACAAGCCAUAUACAAUUGAACUGGGGUCGCCUCUGUGGAAGCAGGAGCGGGAGUGGGAGUGGGAGCGGGAGCGGGAGAUGGCAUCCUCAGAGCGCAGAAAACAAAGACGAACUGUGCUUAUCAUUGCUGGGGUUGUCGCCGGCACCGUGGCGCUCGUGCUUUGUCUGGUCGGCAUGUUGGUUUGCUUCCUGUUGUACCGGCGUCAAAGACAGAAGGCCACAGCCACGAGAUCAGAGCUGGAACAACCGCUGAAAGACACUGCCUACUUCCGUGGCAAAAGCGUCGAUGAAGACGAGCUCGAGCAAGGGACUGGGCCCCGAAGAUUCAGUUACGAUGAGCUCGUCCUUGCCACCGAUGGCUUCUCCGAUGGGAAUAAGCUGGGAGAAGGAGGCUUCGGGUCAGUAUACCGAGGUUUCCUCGCCGACGUGAACCUUCACAUCGCCGUGAAGCAAGUGUCCAAGAGCUCCCGCCAGGGGUGGAAGGAGUUCGUCUCCGAGGUGAGGAUCAUCAGCCGGCUCCGGCACCGGAACCUUGUGCAGCUUCUUGGGUGGUUCCAUAGCGGAGAUGAUGACCUCCUGCUCGUAUACGAGCUGAUGCCCAACGGCAGCCUCGAUGGCCACCUCCACAAGCCAGGCCACCUGCUGCCAUGGCCGGCGAGGUACGAGGUCAUGCUCGGGCUCGGCUCCGUGUUGUUAUAUCUGCACGAGGAGACAGAGCAACGCGUGGUGCACAGGGACAUCAAGCCUAGCAAUGUGAUGCUGGACGCGUCCUUCAAUGCCAAGCUAGGCGACUUCGGGCUCGCAAGGCUCAUCGUUGGUGACGGUCGAGGCUCAUGCACGACUGGCGCGGCCGGGACGCUUGGGUACAUGGACCCGAAGUGCGUGUUUGAGGCCACGGCCAGUGUCGAGUCCGACGUGUACAGCUUCGGUGUCGUGCUGCUCGAGAUCGCCUGCGGCAGACGUCCGGCGGUCGACGAUGGUGAUGGAGCUGUCAUCCACCUGGUGCAGUGGGCCUGGAAGUCUUAUGGUGGAGGAGCCAUCCUAGAGGCGGCUGAUGCCCAGUUGGACGGGGAGUUUGAUGGGCAAGAGAUGGAGCGUGUGCUGGUGGUGGGGCUCUGGUGCAGUCACCCUGACCGCAGCAUGAGGCCAUCGAUCAGGCAUGCUGUUGGUGUGCUGCGGUUUGAGGCGCCGCUGCAUCUCCCACAGAAGAUGCCCAUCGCGACAUAUGUGCUGGCUGAGGAUUCUUUCGGUUCUGUGGGGGGCAGUAGUGAUGCUGGAACGACUCAUUCCGCAGCUCGAGUCAAAUUUGAUUAGGGGACUACUGCAUCACUGAUAUGUGCCUUUUAUGAUUAUUUCGGUAAUGGGUACGAAUAUGUACCAAGAAGAACUCUUUAUAUAUACAAUUAAACUGAAUCAAGCUCUAACAAUAUCAUUGUUGCGGGAAA
Messenger RNA from Brachypodium distachyon (stiff brome), 2456 nucleotides. Its product is annotated as L-type lectin-domain containing receptor kinase IX.1. The record is from RefSeq and is a predicted model, not a curated record. Gene Ontology annotation, molecular function: protein kinase activity; ATP binding. Gene Ontology annotation, biological process: protein phosphorylation. Lineage: Eukaryota; Viridiplantae; Streptophyta; Magnoliopsida; Poales; Poaceae. Gene Ontology annotation, cellular component: plasma membrane.